CGCGCACCCAGAGUCCCACGCCGGCCCCAUUCCCUCUUGCCCCGCACCGAGGCCUCUUGAAAGGGGGGACACGGAACUUCUUGUUUCAAGUGGCAGUUGCGAAUCGCGUAACGGGAGAGCGAGUCCCAGUCCCCUCUCCCCAGAUCUGAAGCCCCGCCGCGAAUUCUCUCCGCCAUUCGCCAACCUCGGGGAUCUCUCUCCCUUCCCUCGGUCGCUUGUCGAUUCUUGGAAAGAUGAUGAAGUUCUUCGAUAACUUGCCGCCCAUGGAUCACCUGCGAUCCGAGAAGAUGAGCUUCGUCCAGCUUAUCAUCCCCGUCGAGUCCGCCCACCGGUCGAUCACCUACCUCGGCGAGCUCGGCAUGCUCCAAUUCAAAGAUUUAAAUGACGAUAAGAGUCCUUUUCAGCGAACAUUUGUCAAUCAGGUGAAGCGAUGUGGGGAGAUGGCACGUAAAUUAAGAUUUUUUAGUGAUCAGAUUAGCAAGGCCUGUAUCACAUCUGCAGGUCGUCCUGCUAUGCAACCAGAUAUUAGCUUGGAAGAGCUAGAGGUACGAUUGGCCGAACAUGAGGCUGAACUUCUUGAAAUGAAUAUGAAUAAUGAGAAAUUGCGACAGGCAUCUAAUGAGCUCCUUGAAUUUAAGUUAGUUUUGUUGAAGGCAGGUAGCUUCCUUGUUUCAAGUCAAAAUCAUGCAGUUCCAGCUGAGAGAGAAUUAGAUGAAAAUAUAUAUUCUAAAGAGAGGGAUCGGGAGAGCCUAUCCUUACUUGAUCAGGAAACACCGCCUGAGAUGUUGAACAAAGCUGGUUUGAGAUUUAUUAGCGGGAUUAUAUGUAAAUCAAAAGCACUAAGAUUUGAGAGGAUGCUCUUCCGAACUACAAGGGGCAAUAUGUUUUUUAAUCAGGCACCUGCGGGGGAACAUGUCAUGGAUCCAGUGUCAGGAGAAAUGGUAGAAAAAAUUAUCUUUGUAGUUUUCUUUUCUGGAGAGCAGGCUAAAACAAAAAUACUUAAAAUUUGUGAAGCUUUUGGAGCAAAUUGCUAUCCAGUUCCCGAGGAUACUAGCAAGCAGAGGCAAAUGACUCGCGAGGUGUCAUCACGUCUCUCUGAAUUAGAAGCCACUCUGGAUGCUGGAAUCCGUCAUAGAAAUAAUGCUCUAGCUUCCAUUGGGUCUCAACUAUGGAAGUGGACUAUCAUGGUAAGAAAGGAGAAAGCUGUAUAUGAUACAUUAAACAGGCUCAAUUUCGAUGUGACAAAAAAAUGUCUUGUUGGAGAAGGCUGGUGCCCUGUAUUUGCAAAACCUCAGAUCCAAGAUGCCUUGCAGCGUGCAACAAUCGAUAGCAAUUCACAAGUGGGGAUUAUAUUUCAUGUGAUGAAUGCAAUAGAAUCACCGCCUACAUAUUUCAGAACUAAUCGGUUUACACAUGCAUUUCAGGAAAUUAUUGAUGCAUACGGUGUUGCUAGAUAUCAAGAAGCAAAUCCUGCCGUGUAUUCUGUCAUUACAUUUCCUUUUCUUUUUGCUGUCAUGUUUGGAGACUGGGGCCAUGGAAUAUGUUUGUUGUUGGGAUCAUUUUUCCUUAUUGUUCGUGAGAAAAAGUUUGGUUCUCAGAAACUUGGCAGCUUUAUGGAGAUGGCAUUUGGAGGGCGCUAUGUACUCCUUUUGAUGGCACUGUUCUCUAUCUAUUGUGGAUUAAUAUAUAACGAAUUUUUCUCUGUCCCAUUUCGCAUCUUUGGUGAAUCUGCUUAUAAAUGUCGGGAUACCACUUGCAGUGAUGCACGCACUGCUGGUCUUGUAAAGUACCGUGAUCCAUAUGCAUUUGGGGUGGAUCCAAGAUGGCGUGGGAGUCGUUCUGAGCUACCCUUUCUGAACUCCCUCAAAAUGAAGAUGUCCAUAUUGCUUGGUGUGUCUCAGAUGAAUUUAGGUAUCAUAUUAAGUUACUUUGAUGCAAAGUUCCAUGGAAGCUCCCUUGAUAUAAGGUAUCAGUUUAUACCACAGAUGAUCUUUCUCAACAGUCUCUUUGGUUACCUUUCACUCCUCAUUCUCAUCAAGUGGUGCACAGGAUCUCAAGCUGAUUUAUAUCAUGUGAUGAUUUAUAUGUUCCUGGACCCAACAGGUGAUCUUGGUGAAAAUCGGUUGUUUUGGGGUCAGAAACCACUGCAGAUUUUGUUAUUGCUUCUGGCUAUUGUGGCAGUUCCUUGGAUGCUCUUUCCAAAGCCUUUCAUCCUAAGAAAGCUCAAUACGGAGAGAUUUCAAGGCCGUACCUAUGGCAUCCUAGGGACAUCCGAGAUGGAUCUUGAUCAUGAACCUGAUUCUGCAAGGCAACGUCAUGAUGAUUUUAAUUUCAGUGAGGUAUUUGUGCAUCAGAUGAUUCAUUCCAUCGAGUUUGUUCUUGGUGCAGUCUCAAACACUGCAUCAUAUCUUCGACUUUGGGCUCUCAGCCUUGCACAUUCAGAGUUGUCAACCGUUUUCUAUGAGAAAAUACUACUCCUAGCUUGGGGGUAUGACAACCCUAUCAUCCGGAUAGCUGGGCUCACAGUUUUUGCUUUUGCAACAGCAUUCAUAUUGCUCAUGAUGGAGACACUAAGUGCCUUUCUUCAUGCUUUGCGUCUACAUUGGGUUGAAUUUAUGAGCAAGUUCUAUCAUGGUGAUGGUUACAAGUUCAGACCCUUUUCAUUUGCCUCCCUAGCAGAUGAGGAAUAUUGAUCAGUGCAUUCCUUUAGAAACCUUGAUUCUUACAGAUCAGAAAUACAGGAAAAGAGUAAAAGAAUAAACAGGUGAAAGAUGGAAAUUGUUACUUUGCAGUGCCAUGAUCAGAUGAAAACUGAUAGAAGUUGAUCUAAGUGCACCAUUUGCACUUUAAUUAACAGUGUAAAACCUCUUCUUGUUCCAUCGCCUAGCUUAGUUCGGAGAGAACAAACAACUGAGAGAUAUUUUGUAAAGUUACAGGCUAUGAAAUUUACUUCUUAGAACAGAGCAGUGCUUCUUAAUACAGUUUAACUCUUAAAAUCAUGUGUCAUCUAGGGGACGCUGAUUCUAUUUUUUUUUUAUUUAACUCAAAUAGACAAUGUAGAGUUUUUGUUUUGUUUUUUGUUUUUUUUUUGACAACUGGGUCCUUUCCCUUCAUGCUCUCUGUUUGUCAACUUCUUCUAAUACUCCAUUAAGGAAAAGCUUUCUUUUGAUAA
Molecule: messenger RNA, 3172 nt
Organism: Phoenix dactylifera (date palm)
Lineage: Eukaryota; Viridiplantae; Streptophyta; Magnoliopsida; Arecales; Arecaceae
Product: V-type proton ATPase subunit a1-like
Biological process (GO): proton transmembrane transport; vacuolar acidification
Cellular component (GO): vacuolar proton-transporting V-type ATPase complex; vacuolar proton-transporting V-type ATPase, V0 domain
Molecular function (GO): ATPase binding; proton-transporting ATPase activity, rotational mechanism
Source: RefSeq, a predicted model, not a curated record